Nothobranchius furzeri (turquoise killifish) is the source of this 3358-nucleotide messenger RNA. It is a transcript of the gene abcd1, whose product is annotated as ATP-binding cassette, sub-family D (ALD), member 1. Gene Ontology annotation, biological process: peroxisome organization; very long-chain fatty acid catabolic process; long-chain fatty acid import into peroxisome. The record is from RefSeq and is a predicted model, not a curated record. Gene Ontology annotation, molecular function: long-chain fatty acid transmembrane transporter activity; ATP hydrolysis activity; ATP binding. Gene Ontology annotation, cellular component: peroxisomal membrane. NCBI's taxonomy places the organism in Eukaryota, Metazoa, Chordata, Actinopteri, Cyprinodontiformes, Nothobranchiidae.
CCACCCCGUCCCUGACCCACAGACUUGACCCUUACAGGCACAUUCUAUCCUUAACUUGUUGAAUCAGACAGAGGUGAUGACACAAUCCGCCAACUGAGCGGGGAAGAUUGCUUCGCGUAGAGUUGGAAUGCGGCCCGUCCGUCAGGUACACGGACAGAACUUUCCAGCGACCUCUGGAUCGGUCCGGUGAUGAGAUAAGGGUCAGACUGAGGGAGGUGGGUUCCGGGACGGAAGACGCGAUUAAACCGGAACUUUUCUCAUCUUCACAUCAGAGGAAGAAGAAAGUUCCUGUUAGCGUUUAGCUAAGGUUAGCAUCUCCGUGUCCGGAGCCGAGUUCCGGUCCGACGGACCAAAGUUACAGCAAAGUUCGGUGGAACAUCAGACUGUGAUGUCAUCAUGUUUCCUUGACAGUCAGCCCCCAGAACUCAUUCCAGGUGUGGUUAGUACACACAACGGUUCUUGUGUUCUGACUGGUAAACUGUUGGUUGUCCACCGCCAUGAAUCUGAGUCAUGAGAAGCUGUCGGCACAGCUGAGGCGGAGCUCCAGACUCAGGAAGCUGACGGCCGUUCUGCUCACCGCCUACGCUGUUAAAAAACUGUCUCCGUAUGUUUGGAAGGGACUACAGAGGUGUGCAGCAGGUAGGCGGAGCGGUGGAGCUGAGGCACCUGAGGAAGUGGUCAGCUGCUUGGAUGAUGGUGAAAAGAAGAAACCAAAGAAGAAAGUCAACAUAUCUCCAGCUGUCAACAGGGAUUUCAUCCUAAGACUUUCUCGCCUGUUAAAGCUCCUGUUUCCACGGUUACUGUGUCCAGAGGUCAGCCUGCUCGCCCUGCACUCCGUGACCCUGAUGUCCCGGACCUUCCUGUCCAUCUAUGUUGCUUCGCUGGACGGUGUAAUAGUCAGGUGCAUCGUUCAGAAGGAUCCGCGUGCCUUUGUGCUGCAGCUGUCAAAGUGGCUUCUCGUCGCAGUUCCCGCAACCUUCAUCAACAGCGCCAUCAGGUUUUUGGAGGGCCAGCUGACUCUCAGGUUCAGGAGCCGAUUGGUCAACCACGCCUACCAGCUGUACUUCACCAACCAGACCUAUUACCGCGUCAGCAACAUGGAUGGACGUCUGUCUAAUCCCGAUCAGUCCCUGACGGAGGACAUCGUGGUGUUUUCAGCCUCCAUUGCUCACCUGUACUCCAACCUGACCAAACCCAUCCUGGAUGUGGUAGUCACCUGCUACACGCUGCUGCGCACCGCCCACUCUAAAGGAGCCAACACCACGUGGCCUGCUGCCAUUGCUGGCCUGGUGGUGGUGCUCACCGCUAAAGUCCUCCGCUCCUGCUCGCCACACUUUGGGACGCUGGUGGCUGAGGAGGCUAAGAGGAAAGGAGACUUGAGGUACAUGCACUCACGGAUAAUCACCAACUCUGAGGAGAUCGCCUUCUACGGGGGACACAGGGUGGAGUUGGCUCAGCUACAGAAGAGCUACUCAGCCCUGUCCUCCCAGAUCCGUCAGAUCCUGCGGAAGCGUCUCUGGUACAUCAUGCUAGAACAGUUCCUCAUGAAGUACGUGUGGAGUGCCUCUGGCCUGGUGAUGGUCGCUUUGCCCAUCAUCACUGCCACAGGAUACUCUAAGAGCGACUCCGAGGAGGUGAAGCAGGCAGCGAUGGAGAUGAAGGAGGAGGAGCUUGUGAGUGAGCGCACGCAGGCCUUCACCACGGCCAGGAACCUGCUGAACGCCGCAGCUGAUGCUGUGGAGAGGAUCAUGAGCUCCUACAAAGAGGUGACUGAGCUAGCAGGUUACACCUCCCGGGUGUCUGAGAUGCUGGACGUAUUUGAAGAUGUGAACCAGGGCGUCUAUCGUCGAUCUGUGGAGAGGGAUGAGGAGCCGGCAGCAGGAGGAGGAGGUGGAGGAGCAACGGUUCGACACGGGCAGAGAGUCUGUGGUCCUCUGGAGAUCAGAGGUCAGGUGGUCAGUGUGGAGAAGGGCAUUCGUUGUGACAAUCUGCCGAUCAUCACACCCACAGGUGACAUGGUGGUGUCCAGCCUCAGCAUUCAGGUGGACGACGGCAUGCACGUGCUGAUCACCGGUCCAAACGGCUGUGGGAAAAGCUCCCUGUUCCGGAUCCUGAGUGGACUGUGGCCCGUUUAUGAAGGAGUUCUGUACCGACCAGAACCACAUCACAUGUUCUACAUCCCUCAGAGGCCCUACAUGUCAGAGGGGACGCUCAGAGACCAGGUGAUCUACCCAGACUCUGUGGAGGACAUGUCUCAGAAGGGGAUCACAGACUCACAUCUGGAGGAGAUCCUUCGUACCGUUCAUCUUCUCUACAUCCUGGAACGGGAAGGAGGUUGGGAGUCCAUCAGCGACUGGAAGGAUGUCCUGUCUGGAGGAGAGAAGCAGAGGAUGGGGAUGGCUCGCAUGUUCUACCACCGGCCGCGGUACGCCCUCCUGGAUGAGUGCACCAGUGCUGUUAGUAUCGACGUGGAGGGGAAAAUCUUCCAGGCAGCAAAGGAUGCUGGGAUUUCUCUUCUAUCAAUUACACACAGACCCUCCCUCUGGAAGUACCACUCUCACCUGCUGCAGUUUGAUGGAGAAGGAGGAUGGAAGUUUGAAACUCUGGAUGCCUCCACGCGCUUGUCCCUACAGGAGGAGAAACAGCGUCUGGAGAAUCAGCUGUUGGGGAUCCCGAAGAUGCAGCAUCGUCUGAGCGAGCUGCGAGUCCUGCUCGGUGAGGCGGAUCCAGAGAGCGAAGAUGAGACGGAUACAAGAUUAGAUGGACACACACAUUAAAUACAUCACGGAGAUGUGUGUGUGUGUGUGUGUGUGUGUGUGUGUGUGUGUGUGUGUGUGUGUGUGUGUGUGUGUGUGUGUGUUUGUGUGUGUGUGUGUGUGUGUGUGAGAGAGAGAGAGAGAGAGAGAAGGUCCUUACAAUUCUGGUGUUGGAAGGUUGAUCACAUGACUGACACGCGUUUUUAAAUCUCUUCCUUUUUAGAGGAAGAACUUUUACCUUUUACUUCCUGCCCUGAUUGGUCGAGGAGUCAGACGGCGACCAUCACAUAGGAGAACAUGUUAGUGGACAGACUUUAAUGAUCGGAGUAACAGAUGAGGUUUUAACCCAGUGGGUUCCAGAGUCCGGGCGUUCUCAGCACCAGUUCCUGUACAGAAAACCCACUCGUGUCUCAUUGUGGAACCUCUUUGGACUAACAGAGUCCAACAACAAAUCAGGAAUUCUGAGUUCAUUUAAAAUUUUAACGUUUAAUUUAAUUCAGAUGAAAAAAACCUCAAUUUUAUUGUUGAAAAUGGAAUUAGUGAAACAGAUCCAAGCUCACUGUCCUCUUCCUGCUGAUGUGAUUAAAGCGUUGUUCAUAAAC